AUGUCGGCUCAAUGUAGAUUUGCCGCAGUCUUUGCAAUACACUUCGUACCUGCGACCAUGGGAGGGAGAUACCGCCUUUUUUGGGCCUGCAUCCUCUUCGCUGUCUCCCUGGCCGUGAGACAUAAGUCGGAGUCCGAAGUGGAGGAUGGCCUCGUGGAUGCUGAACAGGCUCCCUGCAGCUGCAGCGGCGUUAUCGGAUUGGAGUGCCCAUGCAGCAAUUCCGCCAUUCAGCUGUCGCAGCAGCAGCGGCGUAGUGUGGCCAAGCUCAGUCGCCGCAGUCGCCAGAAGCGUCGUGGUCAGAAGAUGCGGCGGCAAGCUGAUCCACCAGACAAUCCUGAAGGUGGUGAGGGAGCUGAGUCGCAGGAAGCUGGGAAAGAGGAAGGGGACGAGUGCGUAGAGCAGGGCCUGACGAGCAGCCAGAAUGUCUGGAUGCAAGUUGGCCCACUUGGAAUGUUCGUCGGGUUUCUGCUGACCUUGAUGCUCUACGUGGAGUUCGUCGAAGUCGUCGCGCCUCCGGUGGACGGUCGCGUUGCCGAAGUGCCUGACGGCGUGGCGUCCUUCGUCAUGAAGCAGCUGUGGGGAAUGGGGGUGGCCAGCUCUGGCAUCAACGCAUUGAUCAUUGUCCUAGGGCUGCUGAACUUCUACACCUACGCAGUGCGCACCGAGGAGGAGCUCGACCCCACGUACAUUUGUCUCGGCCUGCCUUUGGACCACGCUGGGAAGCGGGUGGAAGUCUUCUCCAUCGCAGUUUUUGCCCUCAUCACCCUGUCACGCUUGGCUGUGGUGCACACGCAUCCUGAUUGGAACCAUUUUGGACUCUCAGCUGGGCCUCGCUACCUGAUGUGCAAUAUCUACAUGGUCCUGGAGGUUCUGGCACUGGCUCUGACGUUCAAGGGGCUGAUGACCGAUGAGACUCAUGUCGACUUGCUGUGGCUCUUCGUCGCGCGGAGCAUGGAGAUGCUUGAGAGAAGCGGCGCAGGUCUCGGGGUCAAGCGCAUGAAGCACAUGGUUACAGAUGAUGGAAAGCUGCUGCUAGUUGCCGGAGUAUUUGGCUUGGUCAUCUGGCUGGUGAUGAGCGGCUUCUACUUCGUGGCCAACCGUUCCAACUGCGCCAUCAUCUGGACAACGGAGGAGUUCAAAUGGCAGAGGUUCACCUCCAUUCCCUCGUCCAUGUGGUACGUCAUGAUCAACUUGCUGAAAGAGCACCCUUUGGCCGAAUUCCACGAGACGCUGCUCUCGCGCACACUCGUGUGCAUCUGCUGCAUCUUCGCGAUGCCGCUGUUCGCGCUGCCAUCAAGCAUCUUGCAACACUCCCUCUUCCAGCGUGACGAGAUGGAAGACGCUGAGGAGGUGGCAAGAGCUGGCGAGGAUGCGCACACGAGACGGAUGACCUACCAAGUCGAUGCCGCCCAAUUGCUGGAGCUGCAGGAAGAGUCGAAAGGCCAGCUGCGCCCAGGCUUUGCCACCGCCUUUCUGGUGUUUGGAUCCAUCUUGGCCUACUUCUACUACACCGCCAGGGACACAGACCAUGCCACCUUCUUUACGGUGCCCGUCAACGUGACGAAGACCAGCCUCGCCUACAUCGACGGAGCCGUUGCCAUCUGCUUCCUCUGUGAAUAUGCCAGCAGGUCGAGUCUCGGCGGUGGCUCCUACGUCACCUCGGGGUACGGAGUGGUCGACCUGCUGGCCUGGCUGCCAGGCUUGCUUCACCUCUGCACCUACGAGUCCAUGGCAGACAAGCACCAUGAAAUCCUCUGCGCUGCUUGCGUUCUUCGGAUCUUCAAGCUGGAGCGGUACCUGCAUUCCUUCCGGGACAUGUUGGACAUUGUGAAGGAGAAUGGUGGCAUACUCACCGCAACUCUGGUACUGUCCAUGUUUGUAUGGAUGUUCUUCUCAACUGUGCUCUUCCUGACAGAGAAGCACAACCCCGACGAAGAGAUGAACGAUGAAGUCUACGGCUCGGUGAUGCGAGCCCUGUGGUCCGAAAUCAUCAAUCUGCAUGGCGAGUGGCCCUGGGCCGACUACACUCCCAGGGGCAAGGCCGUUGGAACGGUGAUCGGCUUUUUCAGCAUCAUGCUCUUUUGCAUCCCAAUCGGUAUCUUCGGAGAAGGUUUCAUGGAGAGGGUGCGAGCAGACAGAGAGCUGUCCCACGAGGACGACGAGUUCGACAGACGUCCCUGGCAGGAAUGUUGCCGGCCAGAACCAGGUAUGCGGCAGAAGGUCUAUGACAUGCUUUAUCAAGACCUACAUCCUAAAGUGCAUCCGACUCGCACGCUGCUCUUCCACAUGGUCCGAGGCUGCUCCGUUGUGAUGGUCAUCGCCACCACCUUCAUCACGGCCGUCGCCACCGUGGAGGAUUGGGGCGGAUGGAAAGGUCGAGAUACGACCACCACUGUGGGCAAGGUCUUCUGGGUGGUAGACGUGGUGGGCACGGCAUGGUUCAUCUUGGAGUAUUUCCUGCGAGUUGUGGCGACUGGCUGGCGGCAUCCGACUUCCUUCGUUGGCUUGUGCGAUCUGAUCUCCAUCCUUGCCUUUUCCUACACGUUGAACCCGAAGAAGCGACCGGAAGCCUUCCGGCCAGGUUAUGAGGAUGCGCACUACCUGGUCGACAGCAUCGUGCUCCUUCGACUACUCCGUGUUUUCAGCCUGGAGAGCUACUUCUAUUCCCUGCACACCUUGCAAUGUGUGCUUUGGCUGAACAAGUGGCCACUAGCAAGAGCUGGCGGUGCGCUCGUCUCGACUUGGUUUGUGCAUGCCACGCUGCUCUACAUCUGCGAGAAUCCGAGAGCUCUUGGUGGAGCCAUCCCACCGCCAGGCGAGAAAGGCGAGGGUGGCGCCGAAGAGGAAGAAGACGAUGGCUUGUCGAUGGUGCAGCGCUACAGAAGUGUUCUGUCCGCGCUACAGUACAGCAUCGUGCACCUCUUCGGUGACUACCCGGAGACGGACUAUACAACCGAGGCCAAGAUCAUCCACUUUUUCGGCAUCAUGGGCGGCAUUGCCAUUAUCUCCACAUUCUGUGGGGUCUUCAGUGCUGGCUUUGUCGACUUCCUAGAGACGACAAGGACAGAGCAGGCCAAGCAGAAGUCGUCCGAUUUCCUGCGUGCGACAGUGAAGAUGAAGCUGGGCUUGAAGAAGGUGCUGGAGAACAGGCGUUCACGGCCCAGCGGGGAGUCAGCAACGAUGCAGCCGCAACAGAAUUCGGCAUGGACCUCCAUUCAGAGGUUUGCUCGUGCGAUCAUGUUCCGGCGUACCCCUGCAGGAGCCAGCGUCCAGCUGUUUUUCAGCACCGCUGUGAUCGUGGCAUUGAUCAACACCAUGGCGGCAUCGAUCCCCGAGAUCGACAACACCCCUGCUGCCGCCACCGCAUGCUUGGUCGUGGAAGUCGCUUGCACGGUGGUGUUUGUGGUCCACUACGCCGCGGAGCUGAGAAUUGGAGAGGAGCAGGGAAUUCGGGCAGGAGCUUUGGAGCUUCUUCAACGUGGGCAGGAAUGGCGCCGUGUGGGCCAGACAGGCCGCCGAGGCAUAGCACCAUGGCCCCUCUGGAGCUUCUCCCUGAGCCUGAAGUCCAAGACCACCACCAAGUCUUGCCAAGCGGCGGCGCUUGGCCCCGACCCCAACCCAAGGGAGCUCAAACAGCUGGAUAGGGCACUUCCGCAGUACAUGCUGGACUAUUGCAACGGAGAUGCCAAGAAGGCCAUGAAGAAAUGGGCCGAAACACUGAAAUGGCGGUGUGAGAUUGACGACGAGGGCAUCUUCAGCAAGCCAAGUCAAGAUUUCUUUGCCAUACAGCGCAACUAUCCAACUUUCCUCCACCUACCAGACAAGGCGGGACGCAUGACCUAUUGGGUCAACAUCGGAGAUUUGAACCCACAGGGACUUGAUCGGGAUGGCAUGACGCUGGAGCGAAUUCGAGAUGACUAUUUGUGGCAGACGCUGUUUUUGUGGGAUGUCUGGCUGAAGCGUGAUGACAAGCAGGACCUUACCAUUGUCCUCGACAUGAAGGGCUUCCGCCUGUCCAUGGUAUCACCUAAGAUGAUCCGCGUCUUCUCAGCCUCUUACAACGUGGUUCAGACGCACAUGCCGGAUCGCGAGAAGCUUGUGGUCGUCGUCAACGCACCCGAAUGGUGGCGGGCCGUUUGGGCCAUCUUCCGCCCCUUCCUGCCGAAGAAGCAACAGGAGCGACUUAGGGUUUGCGAGAGCGAGGAGGAGGGCCUCAAGACACUCCGGGACCUCAUCCCACCACAGAACAUUCCCAAAGCCUACGGCGGGACGGGCAUCGAGCUCGGCGCCGCGCCGGCCAACGUCAUGCGCAACAAGUACGCGGCUGAAGGGUCGGGUCGGUGA
This is a messenger RNA of Symbiodinium natans, 4344 nucleotides long. The record is from the annotation of a GenBank genome assembly. Lineage: Eukaryota; Dinophyceae; Suessiales; Symbiodiniaceae.